Messenger RNA from Labrus bergylta (ballan wrasse), 5068 nucleotides. The record is from RefSeq and is a predicted model, not a curated record. NCBI's taxonomy places the organism in Eukaryota, Metazoa, Chordata, Actinopteri, Labriformes, Labridae.
UGAGGGCCUGAUCUUAACCCUGAGCCUGUGGUCAGGUUGACUGCUGCUGCUUUUCUCUUAAUUCUAAGUCAAGUGUAGUUUUUAUACUAGGCACAUCUCCGGAGAGCAGAGCGGCCAACAACAAACUUCAGGACCCGAACAGGAGCUCGGUUUGUCGGAUAUAAAGUCCUCAGAGGGUCCGGUGACAUCCAGCGUGGAGAUACCUGCGUGUUAUUUGUGCCAUGUUUUUCUAACGUUUCACGGAUUAUUGGAUGAAGCCCACACCUGCAGCGGAGCGUCCACUGUGAAGCAGGAUGAACGGAUAUGAACCUCCAGCUCUCGCCUCGGGCAUCUUCAGCUCCUCCAGCUCACAGAUCAAUGGCCAUGGCUCUCAGUCUCCUGAGCCCUCCAACAAUAAAGCCAAGUCCAGUGCCAAAGCUCUCUAUGAACAAAGAAAACAUUUCACCAAAACCAGCAUCAACAGCCUGACGGACACGUCGCAGUAUCAUGUCGAGCACCUGACCACGUUUGUUUUGGACCGCAAAGACGGGAUGAUCACGGUGGACGACGGGAUCCGACGUCUCCGCCUGCUGGACGCUAAAGGGAAAGUUUGGACUCAGGAGAUGUUGCUGCAGGUGGAGGAGAAGACGGUCAGCCUCAUCGACCUGGAGACCAAGAACGAGUUGGAGAAUUUCCCCAUCGGGACGAUCCAGCACUGCCAGGCCGUGAUGAACGCCUGCAGCUUCGACUCCAUCUUGGCUCUGGUGUGUAAAGACUCGGGUCAGACCAAACCGGACCUCCACCUGUUCCAGUGUGAUGACAUCAAGGCGAAUCUGAUCCACGCCGAUGUAGAAAGUGCCAUGAUCGAUGCCAAAGGAGGCAAAGUGAAGAAGAGACCAGAAGCACUAAAGAUGAUUUUAAAGAGUGACGGGAUCAUCCCUCCUCCACCGGCCGCUCCCGCCCCCGAGCCUCCGGUGACGUCCAACCAGCUGGAUGUAAAGAGUCGAGCGGCUGCAUGGUCAGCCUGGACCAAUGAGCAGCAAGACUAUGAGAAGCAGAGACAGGUGUGUUUGGAGGACAGUCCGGUGGAGAUGACGGCGGCCCGAGUGGACCGAGACGUGCAAAUCCUGAACCACCUCCUGGACGACAUCGAGUUCUUCGUCACCAAACUUCAGAAAGCCGCUGAGGCGUUUACGGCGCUUGCCAAGAGGAAGAAGACCAAGAAGGGGAAGAAGAGAGGACCGGGAGAGGGCGUCCUGACUCUGCGCUCGCAGCCUCCCGGUGAGGACGAGUUUGUCGACUGUCUGCAGAAGUUCAAACACGCCUUCAACCAGCUGGGGAAACUGAAGGAUCACAUCCAGAACCCGAGCGCCGACGAUCUGCUUCACUUCCUGUUCACUCCUCUCAAGAUGGUGGUGCAGACGUCCGGCAGCGUGGAUCUAGCUCGGAGCAUCGUGGUUCCUCUGCUCACCCGGGAGGCCAUCGACUUCUUGCACGGCUCGGGGACGGCAGAGGAGAGACACCUGUGGGUCGCCCUGGGAGACGGCUGGACCAAGUGCAGGUUGGAGUGGCCAAAGGAUCACUACUUCCCCCCCUGUGUGCUGAGGUUUCGGGAUGGCUGGGAGCCUCCGGUGCUGCCGGCGAUGGUGGCAGUGGCUCCGUCCAGAGAGGAGCUGAACCAGCUCGCGGAGAGUCUCGCCAACGCCGAGAUCAUGAGACACGAGGAGCUAAGGGCCCGACUGAACCAGGAGCAGACCGUCGUGCAGACCUUCCCUCCUGCAGACGGGAGUUUUGACGCCGACAGUCGAAGCCAACAAACUCUGUUUGCCAAAUCGAAAUACGACUUUGUGGCGAGAAACAACACGGAGCUGUCGGUGAUCAAAGACGAGGUCGUCGAGGUUGUGGACGACAGGAAGCAGUGGUGGAAGGUUCGUAAUGGCUGCGGGGCGUCGGGCUAUGUGCCAAACAACAUCCUGGAGAUCACCAAAGCCGUCGACAUCACCGGCAGAGGAGAGCCAAUAUACAGCCACACCAUACAGCAAUUACUGGGAGAGUUGAACGAGAAGCAGACGUCCAGGACCGACCUCGUCCCAAGUAAACCGGUUGUGACUCCGAUGCCUCCGGCUCCUACGCCGCCUCCCCCGGCCCCAGCCCUCGCCAGGCUCCCCACGCCGCCACUGCCUCCUCCGGCCGUCGAGCCCCCGAAGAUGGCGGCCAGCAGCAGCACGGUCAGCCGACAGAACAGCAACGCAUCCAGCGACAACGGAAGCGUCGCCAUGAGAGAGAACAACAAACAGAGACCUGCAAACGCCAACCGCAGGAAAUCCAACAUGGAGGAGGUUCAGGACGAGCUCAUGCACAGGCUGACGUUGGGUCGCAGCACUCAGAAGAAGUUUCCGGUUCCUUCUCGCAGCGGCAGCAUGCCGGUCGUCAGCAUCACCUACGACUCCUCACCUGAGCACGUGAAGGCGUGGCUAGAGGCCAAAGGCUUCAGUCCAGUCACCAUCACCAGCCUGGGCGUCCUGACCGGAGCUCAGCUGUUUUCUCUCAACAAAGAGGAGCUGAGGACGGUCUGUCCCGACGACGGAGCUCGAGUUUUCAGCCAGGUCACCGUCCAGAAGGCGGCGCUGGAGAGGAGUUCAGGCUCUGAGCUCCAGGAGAUCAUGAGGAGGCGGCAGGAGAAACUGGCAGCCAGCACCGUUGAUUCAGGGGUGGAGUCUUUUGAUGAAGGCAGCACCCACUGAGCUCUCUCUCUCUCUCUCUCUCUCUCUCUCUUCUUCCUUUACUUUUUUUUUUUUUUUUCAAACCGCAGCCUGCUGUUUUUCUCGCACUCUUCAUCCUCAGGCGGCGGCCACCUACGCCGAGUUUGUGGAGAUCAUGCGGCGCAGGCAGGAACUCCUCAGCUCGUCUCCGUAGGAACAUUUAAAGAGCUACACGGCUGACUGUGGGAACCGUCCCGAUAAACAGGAAGUACUCUGCCAUGUUUGCCUGAAGUUCACCUGAACACUCUCUGGGGAUCGUUUGUGCUUCUCUACCUGGAGGAGUUUAUUAUUUUCCAAAGCAAACCUCUCAGUAUUAAUGUCAGAAGGUUAUCCGCUCCAGUUUGUGCCUCGUGUUUCAGAACCAUGAAGUCCAACUGCGAUUCAAAAUAUUCAGAUUUAAGAUCGACGCUCUGCUCCUCACUCAUUAAUCAUCAUCUUCACCUCUGACUUGAAUGUAUUAAGAAUAAAAAGAGACACAAACUGGAGCUCGCUCAGACAGGUCGAUGGUUAAUGUGUACAGAGAACGAAAGAAAACGAAUGUUGGCUUGAGUAUUUUGAAGGAAAUUCACAAAAAAAAAUAUAAAUAAAUGUACAAUUCAGAUUUAUGGCGGAUAGAAAUAUGAUAUUCAUAGCAGAGCUUUUUCUUUCAUUCUAAAGUUACAUCAAAGUUUAAAUAAUAUAAUUAAUAGAAUAAAAAGACGGAAAAAGCAAAGAAAGGCCCCGUGUCCACCUGGCGUUUUUUGAAAAGUGCUGACUGUGCGCUCUAGAGCGUUAGCAUGAAGCAUUUGUGUGCUAAGAAUAAAAAUCGCUGCACGUCCGUCCUGUCUCCAUGACAACAGUCUGUUAACAACAGCUGCUGUAUGACCGAGACAAUGCUCCGGGAAAUAAACGAUCUCAAAUUUGAAAAAAAAGUCUAGUAAAAAGUAACGAUCAGUCACGGAGCGAGGAAGAUGUGGGUAAGAGACACGAUCCGUAGGCGGGAAUAUCAAAGAUUUGGAAAAGAGCGCCGUCGACGUCUAUAGCGCCACUUUUGGAAAGUUGAAAGAUUUUCAACUCGAAGCACUUGGAAAGGCCGCUCAAAAAAGACAAGAGCGCUCAGAAAAACGAUGCUGGGUGCUGCUUUCCUUGUGAACGCUCUCUACUCAUAUGAAAACAAUUUUAAAAAAGAUGCUGGUGCUCAGAAAAAUGACCUCAGGUGGACACGCGGCCUAAGUCAAAAUGUUUUUCCUGAAAAGCAGAAUAACUUAUAAAAACAAUAAUAAAGUCUAAUUUAUGUACAUGAUGUGAUUUAGAGUUAGCGGCAGGAAGACGUUAUCAGAUUUGGCAAUUUUGCACAUUAAAUGAUAAAAAUCUAAACGUUCCUCUGCAGGAGGCGAGUGAAGAAUCAAACGUGGAAAAAGAUUCAGAAUCAGUUUAUUGUUUUUUUUUUUAAGCCGUCAGCUGAUUAAUCAUCUUUACAGAAGCUAACCCUCUGAUUGUACCAACUUCUCCUCCUCGUAUAAACACUUAAGAAACGAUUGUAGUCGCUUUAUACAUGCUGACUGUUUUAUUUAAGCUCCGCCCACAGAUACAGGUAGCCUCAUGAGUUGACGUCAGGUGAGCCUGUAGGAGGAGACGCAAUCUUAAUGUUAACAGAUCUUUUCCUUAAGUUAUAUAUUUUCUUACGGAAGCCCUAAGUGGACAAACCUCCUCCUUACAUGCUGGCCGCAAACUGCCUCUACCAUUACUCCAACAUCUGCUUUAAUUUCACGAUUCACAGCAAACUCUUUCCGUUUUAUUUGCUGAAAGCCAUCAAAAGCUGCUUAGAAGUCAAAGGUUAAGCAAAAAAAACAAAAACAUUUUUUUAACACGAGCACAAACUAAAAACACCACGACUGUUUGCACAGAUCAGCCUGAAGCACCAGAUCAUCCUCCAGCUGGAGGAAAUGUUCAUUACACCACAGAUAUAUGUAUGUAUGUAAAUGCUUGGAUAUAAGAUGUACAGAAAUCAGCCAGUACAUUCUUUAACCUCUGUGGCAUUGAUUGUAUUAUUUUCUCCUCUUAUGCACUUAAAGUGUCUCGGAUGUAAAACGUGGGAAAAUAUGAAGAAAGUUUGUGGAGAAACACUGAACUAAUAUAAAUGAAUAAAAGCUGAAUAGAUGUUUGUUAAUGAGAGAAGCAUUUUCUGUAUUUAGUGAACUGUCCUCGUACUCAAACAGUUCUAGAGCCAAUCAGAAAAAAACGUUAGCGAGAAGUCACUGCUGAAAUGCAUUUGUAUGUGUAUAGUUUUCAUGGUGCCUUUUUCAUUAUGAAUCUGCUCAUUCUGCAAUAAACAUUUACAGAAAUAA